GGGGACGGGAAGUGGGCGGGGCCGGCCGGGAGCGGCUCGAGGGGCCCGGAGUGGCGGAGUAGCAGAGUGAAGACCACCCGGAAUCCCAGCAGAGACCUCCCGGGAUGCUCUGGGCAUGGCAUCUGGAGCCCCCCAGCAGAGCAGCCAGUUGGCAGAGGAGAUCCCAGGCUUCCUGGACGCCUUCCUCUGCGACUUCCCAGCGCCGCUGAGCCUAGAGAGCCCUGUGCCAUGGAAGGUCCCGGGGACAGUGCUGAGUCAGGAGGAGGUGGAGGGCGAGCUGGCCGAGCUGGCGAUGGGCUUCCUGAGCAGCAGGAGCGCCCCGCCACCACUUGCUGCAUCUCUGGCCCACGAGGCAGUUUCCCGGCUGCUACAGACGGACCUUUCUGAGUUCAGGAAGUUGCCCGGGCAGGAGGAGGAGGAAGAGGAAGAUGACGACAAGGAAGAGAAGGCCCCUGUGACCCUGCUGGAUGCCAAGGGCCUGGCGUGGAGUUUCUUUAACCGGCUCUGGGAAGUAUGCAGCCAGUGGCAGAAGCAGGUGCCCUUGACCGCCCAGCUUCCUCAGCGGCAAUGGCUGGUCUCCAUGCAUGCCAUCCGGAAUACCCGCCGCAAGAUGGAGGACCGGCACGUGUGCCUUCCCACCUUCAACCAGCUCUUCGGCCUGUCCGACCCCGUGGACCGAGCCUACUUCGCUGUGUUUGAUGGUCACGGAGGGGUGGAUGCCGCACGGUACGCCGCCGUGCACGUGCACAGCAACGUUGCCCGCCGGCCUGAGCUGCCCACGGACCCUGCCGGAGCCCUCAGAGAAGCCUUCCGGCACACCGAUGAGAUGUUUCUCUGGAAAGCCAAGCGAGAGCGGCUACAGAGCGGCACCACGGGGGUGUGUGCGCUCAUCGCAGGAAAGACCCUGCACGUCGCCUGGCUUGGGGACUCCCAGGUCAUCCUGGUGCAGCAGGGACAGGUGGUGAAGCUGAUGGAACCUCACAGACCUGAGCGACAGGACGAGAAGGAGCGCAUCGAGGCGCUGGGCGGCUUCGUGUCUCACAUGGACUGCUGGAGAGUCAACGGGACCCUGGCCGUGUCCAGAGCCAUCGGGGACGUGUUCCAGAAGCCCUACGUGUCAGGGGAGGCGGACUCGGCCUCUUGGAAGCUGACGGGCUCCGAGGACUACCUGCUGCUGGCCUGUGAUGGCUUCUUCGACGUCGUCCCCCACCAGGAGGUCCCUGGCCUUGUCCAGAGCCACCUGGUCAGGCAGCAGGGCAGCGGGCUGCAGGUGGCCGAGGAGCUGGUGGCUGCAGCCCGGGAGCGGGGCUCCCACGACAACAUCACGGUCAUGGUGGUCUUCCUCAGGGACCCCCGAGACCUACUGAAGGGCGGGGCCCAGGGGGCAGGGCAUGUGCCCUCUGGCCUCUCAGAGCCAGAGACCAACACUCCACAGAGAAGCUAGGAGGUGCAGGCCCCCUGCCCCCACCUCAGGCCCCUCCCCCUCGGAUGCCUUAGGACCUGACCGGCGGAGGCGGUGGCGGUGGGCGGGCGGGUGUCCCCCUCACAGUGUUUUCCCAGGGCCCCGAGUCCCCUGUGCUGCUUGCAUCAGUCCAUCCUGGUGGCUGCAGAACUGCACGGGGCGGGGGGGUGGUGGUAUUUAUGCCCUGCUCGUGCAGGCAGUGGGAUGGCCCUGAUCUCCAAAGGAGGCCUAGGGAGGAGACCUCACCAAAGAGGUGACCUGGGAAGUGGAUUAGCUUUUCUCCAGGCCCCGCUGGGUAGGGGGCAGGACCAGAGGCCACAGGCGCGGGCCGCAGUCGGACCAAAGACGCUGGGCACACGCCUGGGGCAACAGGGCACUGCAUAUGAGACCCCGGACAGACCCAGGGGCCAUGGACAUCUCCAGGUGUGUCCUGGGUGUCCGGCCCAGGUUUCUCAUUGGCUCCUCACUGGCCACGGCUGGGAGGACUCAUCUGUAUAGAUGCCCCUGGCUGGUCCUGGCCUGCCAAGCCGGCUUCCCAGAGUGGGGAAAACAGCCCCUUUGGGAAGGAGGGAGCAUCAGGGAUCUGGUCUGCGGUGGGUGCUCGGCGGCCCCCAGCCUCCCUGGUCCCCUCCCAGCGCGCACACACCCAGGGAGGGGAAGGUCAGAAUGAUGACACGUGUGUCUUUUGUUUGUGGUCUUUUUUUUCUCCCCAGGGAAGUCUAACUCAGAAGCAGUAUUUCAGGUUUUUGUCUUUGUUUUGUCAGUGCCAAGUUGACCUGUUGUGUCAUAUAACUUAAGCAGAGCUUAGCUUUUAUUUUAUUCUUAGGAAACUGAAGUAUUGAUUUUUUUUUUUAGAAGAAACUUCUUUUGCAGUAUUACUGAAUUUUUUUUUCCCCUAAAUCAGGAUUGAAACAAAAACUUUUCCAGGUGGUGUUAAUAAGCCAUUCAAGUGCCUUAAACAGCUUUAGGUAGGGCUAGAACCGCCGGGCCUGGACGGAUUCUAACAGGCAUGUUUCCGUUUUUACAGAAGCAGGAUUUAUUUUGUUAUAGUGGCAUGAUUUUGGCUAGAAUUCUUCCCAGACGAGUUCUUUCCACCUCUUGUGAUUCCAUUCGCUGCUGACAGCAGAGCAGCCCUGAAGAACAUAGGCUGUGCUGUGUGGCCUGGGCCAGACGGCAGGGCUCCGGGAGAUCAGGGCGACCACAGCCCCGCCAGCCUCCCUCCACGCCUGGGCCCUGCUGCUCAUGUCUCUGGCCUGGUGCCCAGGCUGAGGGACUGAGCUCCAUGAAGUGGGCUCCUCGUUUGACUGGAAUGUCCUAGAAUGUCUUGUGUUAGUAAUCAAAUUGGUUUCAUUGGAAAACACGCUUAGAGUCCCCAGCAAGUCCGAGGGCAGCCUGAGGGCGUUGGGCUCUGUUUGGAGCCUAUCCCGCCCACCCGCCCCACAGCCCCCAAAACCCCUCCUCCUGUCUCCCGCCUGCCACGGCUGCACCCUCUGCCAUCUUGCUCUGACCACAUGGGGGAGAGCUCUACAUUCCCUAGCAUGCUCUGGGCACAUGAGGCUCGGGAGCCACGAAACUUGGGUGACUCAGGCUGCUCACAUCCAGUGAGGCGAAUAUGGCGUGGGUGUCCAGUUGGAAGUGGCAGGGCUGGGUGAAGAGUCCAGGCAGAGGUCAAGAGCCCAGAGAGAGGGGUCUCCGGUGGGAGGACCCAGGCCUACAGGUCUGGGAACGGCAGUGGGUGGCUUAGCUGAGGCUUCUGGAGAAUGUCGCUGGGAGGUGGGCUUGGCACCAGGUCCCCCAGGCUGGGAGGUCCUAUGAGGGUACUCAGAAUCCACCCGCAGUGGCUAGGCCCCAGCAAGGAGAGUGCAGGGAGGACCGUGAUCCCAGUGCACAGGGGAGCCCAGGCGCCCCCCCGCCCCGGACCCUGCAGCAGGAAGGGAGGGGGAGGCAGCUCAGGGCAGGCAGCAGGGCAGUGGGAGCUGCCCCCCGCAGGCUUGGCCUUUACUCCUCACUCCCACAACAGGGAUGAGGGAGCCCAUAUGAUGCGGCCGAUGCCAUGCCCCAAGGCUCGAGGUGGAAGGCAUCUUAAACAUGGUCACUGCAAUUCAGAGGUUUGGUGGGAGCCAACAGUGACCUAGAAUUGCCCCACUUAAUCUGAAGGCGUCGCUGCUUUCUAGGGGUCUGAAGCCCCCUCUUCGGCCCUUCCCCAGCGCAGGGCUGGUCAGAGGCAGCAUGUGGGCCUGCCCUUCACCAGCGGCCUGGCUGCUCCCUGGCAUGACCUUAGCAGAGGGUGGAAGCGUGGACUUCUGUUGUCCUCCUUUCUUUGCCAGUCGGAUCCUGUGAUUGCCACCAAGAGUGGGGCUUCCCCCGUGGAGUGUGGCUUUCACUGUGUGGUGGUCUGAUUCACGCCCUGGCUCGAGGCUCCAUCAGGAGAUCUCUCCAGGCUUGUCCCAGUGGCCACCUCCGUCUGGCAGAGGCUUCUGCUGUCUGGUGCUGCUCAUCUUUGCCUGGGGGCUGAGGGAGCCCUUCUUCCUCCUGCACAGACACCGGCUCUGUGCAAGCACCUAGGCAUAGAGGCCUCUUCCCUCUUGACUGGGUCUGGACUGGGAGCCACUGGGCGUCUUCGGCCUCUGAAAGCCCUGGCCCCCCUCCUCUCCAGGCCACAGUCCUAAGAGGGCCCCAGGUCUGGAAGCCCCAAUCCCCUUCUCAAAUCCUCGCUUUGCCACUAGCUUGUUGUAUGAGCUGAGCAAGUCAUGGAGCCUCCCUGGCCUCAGUUUCUCCUCUCUAGGGCACAGGGUUGCACCGAAGCUGUGAUUCUGGAGGUUCGGGUCUACCCGAGGCAAGCCUGGUGCGUCCCAGGGAGCUGCUGCCCGUGCCACGAGAGCCCUCCCUGGCUGCUAGCAGGGAGGGGUGAUGAAGUAUUAUUAGCGUCUAUUCUUACAGUUAAGUGGGCUGGGAAAGAAUGGAGCUGCAGAUGCUAGGGUUGGGCCUUACAUGGAACACAAAAGCUCAGAGCAGGCCCUGCUUUUACAGGUAGAGCUGAUUGCAAGCCAGCAGGGGUGGGAGAAGCAGACAGGCUCGGCUCCCUCCCUCUGCAGGUGUGAGGCGAAAGGGAAUGGAGAGGGGCAGGGUACAGCUGGGCUCUCCCUGACCUUGCACCCAGGACGAGGAAAGGGAUGUGCUUUAGGGGGAACAGUGACAGGGGCAGGCCCCACUGGAGACGCACAAGCUCUCCGAGGUCCCGAGCCAGCCUUUGGCCGCAGCCCCCUCUCCCCCUACCCUCCCCAGCCGGCAUGCGGCCCUCACCCCUUCCCGUGUCCCCUUGCAGGUGGCCCGGCUACCUCAGCAGUAUUCCCGGGGCCUGGGGUACAGCUCCGCCGGUUCCUAGGCCUGACCCUGACAAGGGCUCAAUGGAAACUUGCUAGGCCUAUGCAAGAUAAGCUGGUUUGGGUUUGAUUCUACCUGUCGCCCAAGGGAGGCAGCCCCAGGAGGCCUGUGCUUUUCGCCGAGGCUCCGCAGCUUUGCCAAAUGCGCCGAGCUUUGCCAUUCAUGCGCCAUGCCAGCCUUGCCAAGGGUUCAUCUGUGCACAUCUCAUCAGGGCUCCUGGGAGAGGUGUUCUCCGCCAGAGGCGUCUCGUCCUGAGACGGGAUGGCCAUUUCCCCUGUCUGUAGGGACGAGUGCCAGGAUGAGGGGGCCAGAAACUCGGUCUCCUCCCAGGGGUCACUAAGUGUCAAUAAAUCAUGAGUUCUGAA
Molecule: messenger RNA, 5211 nt
Organism: Zalophus californianus (California sea lion)
Lineage: Eukaryota; Metazoa; Chordata; Mammalia; Carnivora; Otariidae
Gene: PPM1F
Product: protein phosphatase, Mg2+/Mn2+ dependent 1F
Exons: 8
Coding region: 116-1444 (442 amino acids)
Biological process (GO): negative regulation of protein kinase activity; protein dephosphorylation
Cellular component (GO): cytosol
Molecular function (GO): cation binding; protein serine/threonine phosphatase activity
Source: RefSeq, a predicted model, not a curated record